AUGUUGUCAAUCCUCAACAAUAAAAGUCUUUACUUGUGGAAUCCUAGUACUAUACUACUAAAGAAGUUGCCUGAAAUUGGUUUCUGGGAAGAUAGCUAUGUGUUUUAUGGAUUUGGCUAUGAUCAAUCCUAUGAUGAUUAUAAGGUUUUAAGAGGUGUUUGUUGUGAUGAAUAUUGGUUUAAUGAAGAGAAUUUCAUAUAUUCGCAUAGCAUAAAGAGAAAGGGGGUAAGAGUUUAUAGUAAAAGAAGUAAUUCUUGGAAAAGAAUUGGAAAUUGUCCUUAUAAUGAGGUUUUGCAAGUGGAUGGAGCUUAUGUUGAUGGAUUUUUCUAUUGGCUAGUGCUUGAGAAAAGGGGUAAGGAUCAAAUGUUAUGUAGAAGGAUUGGAUGCUUUGAUUUAGGAGAUGAAAAAUUCAAGAAUUUGGAACUACCUAAGUUUACUGGGCAUAUGCUACAUGUUGGGGUUUUAGAAAGGUUUCUUUGUUUGGUUUGUAAUCACUAUGAAUCUGGCCCUGGAGCAUGGACAAUAUGGGUGAUGAAAGAGCAUGGUAUCAUAAGUUCCUGGGCUAUAGUGGCCAACAUUCCAAUUCUAUUCAGAACUCCUUUUGUGGUUCCAUUGUCCAUUAACAAACAUGGAGAAGUUGUGUUGCAAAUGGGUCACAAGAAAGUUGUCAAGUUUAAUUCCAGGAAGAAUAAGUUUGACGUUCUUGUGCACAAGAAUUUUGAGAUCGAAACAGCUCUGUAUACUGAGAGCAAUCUGUCACCCUGCACUAAUCCCAAAAGAAAGGCAACCACCGAGGCCAGAGAGAUACUCAAGAGAGUGGAGUUGUAA
Messenger RNA from Coffea arabica (coffee), 828 nucleotides. Its product is annotated as F-box/kelch-repeat protein At3g06240-like. The record is from RefSeq and is a predicted model, not a curated record. Lineage: Eukaryota; Viridiplantae; Streptophyta; Magnoliopsida; Gentianales; Rubiaceae.